AUGCGGACCAACACUUUCGUUUCAGCCGUUGUGGCUUCAUUGGCGAUCCCCAUUUCCCUUGCCCUGCCCACGAUUCAAGAAAACUCUCUCUUCGCCAUCGGAGACUCAGUCAAGACGAGUCAUCCGGAAGCCUACAAUGCCUUCAUGACCGCACCGUUGAUCACAUUCGAUGGCACCGUCAGCAGGCGCCAGGAAGUCCCUCAUGAUUCGACACCUGACCCUAAUCGUCCCGUUGUCACUCCUCCGUACAUUUUUGUCCUCCAAUGCGAUAUUGCUGCUUUCCGCGGCAACUGUUUGUCAUUUGGUGCAGCACCGGGGAAGUGCGGUAAGCAAUUAUUUGACAGUAUCAUUGGGUCUAUCGAGAACUGCGCUGACAAGGAUGGAAACAAAGUCAACUACAGCAGCUUCGAUAGCAGUCAGGCAUUCCUCGACGAGUAUGAGAACAAGACUUCUUCAUUGAGCACAAACACCGGAGGGAACUGCCAGUUCUACAAGUUCGUCGACUGUGAUAACAAGGGUGAUGACCGUGGCGUCACCCUGUCCUACAACUACAACCUCGCCGAGGUCACCGAUGAUUACGGUGGUGACUAUGAUAACCAGAUCAGCUCUUGGAGAUGUUGA
This is a messenger RNA of Diaporthe citri, 621 nucleotides long. RefSeq lists its product as uncharacterized. The transcript has 3 exons. Bases 1 to 621 code for a protein of 206 amino acids. NCBI's taxonomy places the organism in Eukaryota, Fungi, Ascomycota, Sordariomycetes, Diaporthales, Diaporthaceae. The record is from RefSeq and is a predicted model, not a curated record.